Messenger RNA from Cyclocybe aegerita, 4506 nucleotides. Lineage: Eukaryota; Fungi; Basidiomycota; Agaricomycetes; Agaricales; Hemipholiotaceae. The record is from the annotation of a GenBank genome assembly.
AUGCACCCACCAGAUGCAUCUGUCCACCCGGCUCAGCUAGACCGCCAACAUGCCCAAUCUAUACCCUCACAGCCCAUCCCAGAACGGCCCCGCGCUACCGGGUUUAUGGUACAGAAGCGCUCGACAUCCCUCAAGCUCAAUAGACCCUCCACAGCACCCACAGGAGAUGGCCAGGUUAUACUUCCGUCAAUAUCAUCGGGCCAAGCCAAUACUCCAAGCGAAUUCUCCCUCGAACCAUCAUCAUCCGCCGAUGGAGCCUUUCCAAAUCUCUCCGAGCCCAAAUCCACACGUCGGGAUGCAGUCUACGCCAUGCAUACACUGUUGGAGGACGAUGCGGAUUUUCUUUCUGGGUCGCUAGAGCCUCGUGCAAACGCGUCCUUACGGGGCGCUGAUUUGCCGACGACGAUCCCGAGUGAUAAUCUAUCAAGUUCAGCAAAUCCGGACUACGAUUGGGCUACGUUUAUCACCGCGUACGCUGCAGGACGAUGGGAUCCACAUAGAACUCCCAAUCCUCCACGCUCAUGUCAGCGUAUAUCAGAGGCAUUCCGUCGUUUCCCUCUCGCAGAUCCAGCCAAAUCUCUUGAUAAGGAGACUCCUAAACUACUCUCCUCGACAUCUUUGACAGACCUCCCGAAAGCCGCCUCAGAGAAUAUCGCACCACUGGGCUCUUCUAACAAAAUUGGUGAACAGCCCUCCCUUCUUCCUUCAGUGUCGGACUUCAAUGCUUCCCCAACGGUUCAUCGCAGACCUCGCCCCCCUUUCCCUCUCCAACUAGUUCUUCCUGCCCAUCGCAUGCGUAAUUCGAUAUCGACUUCAUUGCCCAAUCCUUCGGCAAAUCAACCUCCUUCGUCUUCUAUAUCCAAUGCCGAUGUCCACGCAACUGUAGCUACAAUGCGUUGGGCGGCUGCCCGAGUCGAUAUCUCCCCUUUAGCGCUCCCUUCCCCCGAACAUGAGCUUACAGACCCGAUGCGUGGCGUUACCGCAACGAUUCCAGGGUCACACUCCAAGGACUCAAGUUUAAAUAACGAUUAUGCGAUUACACCUGGCGGAACACGUCGAUCAAGGCUAUCAGAUUUUUGGGAGGGCACUACGGAUAUUGAAAACGGAACUACAGGCCUGUCGCAAUUGACCACCGUGCAAGCUAGCCCAGCCGAUCCCGUCGCAGAUCCAAAAGCCGUCGAAGUGCUUCAUCCGAAUGGCGAAACGUCGACCAUCCUCGCGCAAGACCCGGUGUCGUCGUCUGCCCCAAUGAACGCGUCACUGUCUCUAUUAGUGGCUCCUCCGGCAACUGCACCAGUCCUUCAAGAAGCCCGGAGCACCCCGAUGGUGACCACAGAUUAUUUUGGGGACGUACGACCGGCGAUCCAAGUUGCAGUCAAUCCGCCGGACCCACCUCCGAUCUCAGCGCCUCUUUCAGCACCUUCAACUCAAGUGCUCAUGCGCACCGAUAAUGCAAUUCCAGAGAGCGGUGCAUCGACCGUGCCGGCGGCCCUGCCACGCCGCGUGUGCUUGACGCGUCAGACAUCCUCGCCGUUGCCUGUAUCCUCCCCACCAGAGUCCCGGUACGCAGGCGGACGAUUGCACUCCGAGAGCCUCGCGUCCGUCAAGAUGGGGCGUGCGGCAAAGGAGGAGCAAAUGUUCUCGGAUCUGGGAUACCUGGCGCCACCCAACCCACCGGACGAGCUCGAGCGGCGACGUGCGUUGUACAAGUUCAACAUCUGGAACACUGGCCCUGACAUAAAUUUCGACCGCAUCGCACAUUUGGCGAAACUCGUGUUUCACACGAAGGGCGUAAUGAUUUCGUUGAUUGACUGUAAUGAGCAAUGGUUCAAGUCAGAAUGGGGCCUGAAGGCGCCAAGCUGUGCCAGGGCUCACUCAUUCUGCGGACACACGGUACUCCAGCGUGGUGACGAACCCAUGGUUGUGUUGGACGCUCAAAAUGACUGGAGAUUUGCCAAAAAUCCUCUGACUACUGGACCGCCAUUCAUACGCUUUUAUGCGGGUGCGCCGCUACGGACUCAGGAAGGCUUCAACAUUGGAACACUUGCUGUCAUUGAUGACCUACCUCGAGAAGAAUUUGCACCGAGGCAGCGGCAUACGCUCAAAGAAUUUGCCGCGAUUGCGAUGCGCGAAAUGGAGCUUUGGCGUGACAAGAUCCAGCUGCGAAUACGAGACCGAAUCCAGACCUCGAUGGAGCAAUUCAGUCGUGAAUGCCUCGAAAUCGACUCAGAAGUCCAUGACCACGAACGGCCUGACCUCAAUCUCGGCUCAUCAAUGGACAAGGUGUAUGACCGCGCCGCCAAGCUCGUCAAGCGGACGUUGGACGUCGAGGGUGUCAUCGUUAUGGAUGUAUCACACUGCGAAGUCUUGGAAUCCAUGAGCGCUGAAGGCAGUGUUUCCGUCACCAUGCAUCACGGAGAACCUGGCGAAGAAAUGACAAAACGCCAACUAACCACAGAAGAAUACCAUAAGCUAAACUCGUUCUUUGCAAAGCACCCCGAUGGGAGGAUAUCGGAAGGCAUUAUUCCACCUAGCUUCAAGCCUUUCUUGCCGACCCAUGUCCAGUAUGCCCUCACUGUACCAAUCUAUAACAUAGAUAAACGGCCGUUUGCUCUCAUCUGUGCUUAUAACGCCAAUGAUCAUGCGAAACGUUUCUUGGAAGGACACGAAUUAUCAUAUCUACGUGCUAUAGGAGUUAUCAUUUUAUCUGCUGUCUUGAAACGGAGGAUGAUUCUUGCUGAUAAAGCUAAAGGGCUCUUUAUAUCCAACAUCUCACAUGAGCUACGCACACCGUUGCAUGGGAUACUGGCUGCCGCUGAGCUCCUCAGUGAGAGUUCGCUGAACCAUUCGCAGGCCUCCUUCCUGCAGACUGUACAAGCAUGCGGAACCUCCCUCGUGGAGACGGUCAACCACGUUCUCGAUUUCACCAAACUGAGUGGCAAUACCAAGGGUGGCGGUGUAGAGAACGUCAUUGUUCCAACAACGGUCGAUUUAAUGCAACUUGUUGAGGAGGCCGUUGAUGGAUGCUGGAUAGGACAUCGUGCACGCACCGCCAUUAUGGGUGAUUCCGGUAUUGGGAGUGUAUAUUCACCACCCAAGGAAGACCAAGGAUCUCCUGCCGCUACGCGUCGAAAACACGUCGAGACCGUCGUUGAUAUCGGGUAUCGUGCUGAGGGCUGGUCGGUCAAAUGCGAGAAGGGCGGCAUAAGACGCGUCUUGAUGAACCUUUUUGGGAACAGUUUAAAGUUCACGUCGGACGGUUACAUACAUGUCCUUUUACGACAAUUGCCUUGUUCGGAAGAUUUCUCACCGAGUAAGGUUAAGGUCGAGCUGGCGGUGUCCGAUACCGGCAAGGGAAUGAGUCAGAACUUCCUCAAGAAUCAACUCUUCCACCCCUUUUCACAAGAAAAUCCACUCCAAACUGGCACUGGGUUAGGUCUCGCCAUUGUCAGCAGCAUCGUCACUUCCGAGAAUGUGGGCGGAAAGGUUGACGUUUGGAGUGAAGAAAGUGUCGGAACCGAGAUCAAGGUUGUCUUUCCUGCCGAGGUUGCCGAUACCACUCACAAGGCCCCAGCUCUGGAAAUGGAAUCGUUCAAGGACGAGAUGUCCGAUAACCUACCGACCGUAUCUCUGUUCGGCUUCUCUAGUCCCCACAAAGGCGUUCAGCUGCUCAACCGUUCAGUUCGGACAUACCUCACGAAGUGGUGGGGAUUCGAAGUGGUGGAAGAUGGUGAUAUCAUCAUCGUCAACGACGAUCCAGCUCCAGUGGUUGCUGCCACAGAACGUCGUGACACCAGCCAUCCUUUCAUCAUCCUUUCCUCCGCCCGAGGGAGUCCUGUGAUUAUGUCCAUUGCCAGCGAGCAUGAGCGUAUCGGUGGAUUCUGUCGGAUUUUGUACAAACCAGGCGGACCUUCUCGACUUCGUGUGAUCCUAAAGCUUAGUCUCCACGCUCUUGUGAUUGGGAAAUCCCGGGAAAUGUCGCCACUGCGUUUAAACAAAGAUGCGGCAACCGGGUCCGAAAAGGAUCGAUCUGUAUCUGGCUCGGGCAUUCCGAGACGGAACUCUGAAGAGACUCAUGCUCGGACGCGCAGUAACCUUAACAGACCUACGAUGACACCUCGGUCGUCGACAGCCCACCCUGUUCCUGCUGUGUGGCGCCGUCCAUCUCCUAUCUCGGAUAUACCCGACUCGCCGGACCCCGAUGCGCCUGUUCCAACAAUCACCAUCGGAUCCAGCGGUACAUUGCUGGAGGCAUCUAUAGGCAGUCUUGAACCCGAUGAUAAUGAACACCGAUUCCGAGUUUUAGUCGUUGAAGACAAUACCAUACUUCGAAACCUCUUAAUCAAAUGGCUUUCAAACAAAGGUUACGAUUUCCGUGCAGCGGUAGAUGGCCGCGAUGGGGUCAAUGUCUUCGAGAAAGAAGGACCAUUCGAUGUUGUGCUUUUGGACCUGUCAAUGCCCAUUCUGGAUGGCAAGUCGUUUCAACAGCGUCAUGAGACUCCUUAA